Molecule: messenger RNA, 2512 nt
Organism: Thamnophis sirtalis
Lineage: Eukaryota; Metazoa; Chordata; Lepidosauria; Squamata; Natricidae
Source: RefSeq, a predicted model, not a curated record
AUGUUGUUUACUCUGGAUCUGAAAAACUUGUGUCAAGAGCUUCAGAUAACACAAUCUCCCUGUGCAGAAUCUGUAUGUCCCCCAGGACCUCCUGGCCCCCAGGGCCCACAAGGUAUUCCUGGUGUGAAAGGACCAAAGGGAGUAAAAGGUGAGAUUGGAAGACCAGGAAGAAAGGGCAGUCGAGGUCCUCCAGGUGUCCCUGGAAUGCCAGGAUCUAUUGGAUGGCCUGGUCCAAUGGGACUAAAGGGUGAAAAGGGAGAUUUAGGUUUGAUGGGAUUGCCAGGUAUAAGAGGACCAAUGGGUUUCAAGGGUAAUACAGGGGGUCCCGGACAAAAGGGAGCUCAAGGACAGAAAGGAGUCAAAGGCAGCAAAGGUGAUAAGGGAUACAUGGGUUUGCCUGGAAUGUUGGGGCAAAAGGGAGAAAUGGGUCCAAAGGGAGAAGCUGGUGCAUCAGGACAUAGAGGACCGACUGGACGGCCAGGGAAACGAGGCAAACAAGGACAAAAAGGAGACAUAGGACCCCCUGGAAGUAUAGGCCCACCAGGACAGUUAAUAGCAGGGCAACUAAUGGGGCCAAAGGGAGAAAGAGGACUUCCAGGACCUCCAGGAAAUUGUCUCUGCAACUCUCAGCCAAAUGUGAAUGGUCCACCGUACGAGGAACCACUGUUUGGAGAGGCCUAUUCCAAAGUACCUGCAAUUUUUGUAGUGAAUAAUCAGGAAGACCUGGAAAGAUUAAACACAGAAAAUGCUCUAGCAUUUCGAAGAGAUCAACGAUCUUUAUACUUUAAAGAUACUUCUGGAUGGUUUCCAAUCCAGCUAAAACCUUCCUAUCCACUGGAUCAUCUGCUAGGAGAUAAUAAUGUCUGUGGAGAUGGCAUCAUCCAAGAUGGAGAAGAAUGUGAUGAUGGCAACACCAUUGUGACUGAUCAUUGUAUAAGAUGCCACCAUGCUUAUUGUGGAGAUGGCUAUCGGCAUGAAGGUGGAGAAGAAUGUGAUGGGAAUGACUUUGGAUACUUAACGUGCAAAACAUAUCUCCCUGGGUCUUAUGGAAAAUUACGCUGCACUUCCUACUGUUACAUUGACUCUACAGAUUGUCGCUAUUUUACAUGAAAAGUGAGUGGUGAGAAAGGAGUGACCUAUAUAUGACAUGCAUGCAUCAGGUGCUACAUUAGUAUCAUCAAACCAAGACUGGACGAUAGAGAAACAAUCAAUGCUGCAACAACCAUUGUCAUGUUGCCAUGAUGAUUGGAAAGAAGUGUUAAUUGCCUGAUCACAGUGGAAGAAAAUCGGACCAUCCUUUCCUGUCUUAAUAGAAAACAUCCAGUGACAGUAAGACUCAAGAUUUGCCUUUUUCAUGAUUGGCUGAAGGAAUUUUCCUGUGUAUCAAGAACAAAAACAAACCAAAGGAACACUAUAUUUAACUUCAUACUUUAGGUUAUUAAAAUACAAUAAUACCUCAAUUUAGCACUGUUAGUUCUUCAAAUAAGCUCUUCAGGUUUUCUUAAGACUUUUCCAGGAUAAAAGCAGAUCUGUUGCCAGUGUUUAUAAGGAGUCUUUUGUUUUUGUUUUUUAAUUAUUAUUAUUAUUACAAUGUGAAAUUUCUCCAUGCUUUAGCUGCAUGAAUUACGUGAAUUACAUGCAAAUACUUUAUGUUUGUUGAUUUGGGCAAUUUAAGCUGCAGCCCAAUGCCCUCUAAUGUUGUAUUAAAUGUCACUGAACUCAUUCUGACUUAACUUCUGUGCAGAUGUGCCCAAAUAAGAGCUAAAGAGAAAUAGACUAUUUAGUUUUAGUUUAAAACAAAAUAAAUUAAAACAAGAGAGAUGCAAUGAGUUUAAAUCAUAUUUGCUGACAGUUUAAAUGAGACAAUUAGGAAGGAACCACAUUUGCUGGCUAAUAACACCACUGAAAUAGAUAGACACUGUUCAGAAUCCUACGAAUAGGAUCAGUUUCUGAUGCUGAAAGAAAUAAUGCCUUGAGCUCAUAUUCCAGUCAGCUAGAGCCAACAUGGCCAAUAGAUGAGUAAUGAUGUAAAGUACCGUUCAGCGACUUCUGGAAGACUGCAGCACAUUGUUUUUAAAAACUAAGGACUCCUAUGCAAGUUUAUACAGAUGCCUGUUUCAUGUCCAGUGGGUCUAAACAUUUAGGAACCUGGUCAGGGUUGUAGUCAGAUUUUCUGCAUCUCCAGAUCAGUAGCUCAUAUGGAGCAAGCUAGUGAAUAUACUCUUUCAUGCAUUGUAUUCAUGAAAAUAUUUGGAAAUAAGAAGAUCCUAACUGAAUUCAUUUAAAAUAUACACUUACAUUUACCACUGCAUGGAAGACUGCGUUUGAAAAGCUGAGUUGUAUUAAUAAUUGUUGAGAAACUUUCAAUCAAACUUUAAUUCUGGUUUACUUGCCAGGAAAUGUUAACUAGUUGCUCACUUUUAUUGAUUUCUAGUCUGAUAAUUGCUUUCCAGUCUCAGCUUUGUAUAACAUUAUAUAUGAUUGUGUAUAUAUUCCUAUUUGUACAGCUUAG